Didymodactylos carnosus is the source of this 1341-nucleotide messenger RNA. The record is from the annotation of a GenBank genome assembly. Lineage: Eukaryota; Metazoa; Rotifera; Eurotatoria; Philodinida; Philodinidae.
CCAACUUUACAUUACGCAACAAGUCUUGUAUCUUCCCCAACGUCACAUGUUGCAAAACAGUACAAAAAACAUAAAAAAAACUCAACACCAAACAGAAAACCCUUAAAUAAAACGUCAAUAGAGCGACACACUAAAUAGCACACACUUCAACAAACCUCUUGAGGUUUAUCUAGAGCACGAUUAGUUCUUCCCCACAAUAACCCUUUACACCGCACUUCAACCCAACAAACAAACUAACUGGAGUCUUAGACGAAAUUGUGGAAGAGGCUAUUCGAGGUAAGGAGGGUUUUUCUAGUUUUUUUACGAAGACCCAGCUACAUUCUUUAUUUCUUGCUAGGUAUUCUUGGAGAAGGUGCUCGUGCCAAUCCACAAAGAGAGGCGGAAAUAAUGGGUCAUCAAUUACGAAAGGUUAAUACGUACAACAACAGUCAAAUGAUUUACGAUGCUGUGGCAUCACUGUAUACAGCCGAAUCAUUUCUGUAUAGACUAUAAAACGCUACUUUGCAAGAGAAUGAUCUGAAGAAGACCGAUACACUCGGGGCAUUCUGCUAUCUGUUAAGAGAAAGUCUACCCUAUACCGGCGUACGUCGUGAACUAACUGUUUUUCGUGGUGGUAAUUUAACACGGAAAGAGUUAGAUAGUUAUAAACUAUCAAUUGGACAUAGCAUUGAGUGGAGUCCGCUUACAUCGUCGACGAUGAAUCGUCAUCUUGCUGAAAAUUGUGGCGGAUAUCCUGGAAAUACACUGUUUAUUAUUCAUAGGGAGCGUGCGUCGAGGACUUGCAAAGAUAUUUCAUCCGUAUCACACUACCGUGCUGAUCUUCGUACACAUAUAAUUUGUGAUCAGCAUCAAAUGGAUGUUGAUUACAACAAAAAACAAUCAAGUAAUGAUGCUGCACGGAUUCAUUUAAUGGAAACAUUGAAAACUGUCAAUACAAUAAGUCAAAUUCAGACAACAGCAAUAUUCGAACAACAGUCUCCAACUGCUAAAUCAACAACAACAUCAAAAUUUCGAACAGAUAAAUAUAUUAAUCAUUUUAAUUCAGAAGGUUGGGGACUACGUGUUCGAAAAUCUGGUCAGCGAAUUAGUCAAGAUGUUAAAAGUUUUAUAGAAAAUAUAUGGAAAGAUGGAAUGCAAAAUGGGAGAAAAAUUCAAGCUGAUGCUAUUCGUCAGAGAAUUCGAAGUGAAAGAAAUGAUAAAAAAGAAAAGUUAUUUACACCUGAUCGGUAUGUAUCGGCGGCACAAAUAAAAUAUCAAAUAAAAAAAUUAAAUAAAAAAUAUGAUGUAUCAAUCGAACAACAAUUGAUUAGUGAUUUGCUAUUACAAACAACAACAUCAUAA